Molecule: messenger RNA, 2273 nt
Organism: Punica granatum (pomegranate)
Lineage: Eukaryota; Viridiplantae; Streptophyta; Magnoliopsida; Myrtales; Lythraceae
Source: RefSeq, a predicted model, not a curated record
GCCUUCCUCAUUCUAUCAACCGAGGCUCUGUAGAAAUUUGCUGCUCUGCUUCUUUACCUUUCUCUGUGCAAUUUCCCUCUUGUUACCGACAGAUUCUUUGAUUUUGAUCCGACGAUGGCUGGGAAAGGAGAUGGCCCGGCGAUCGGGAUUGACUUGGGGACGACGUACUCUUGCGUCGGUGUCUGGCAGCAUGAUCGCGUUGAGAUCAUAGCCAACGACCAGGGGAACAGGACUACGCCGUCAUAUGUGGCGUUCACCGACACCGAGCGUUUGAUCGGUGACGCAGCCAAGAACCAGGUGGCGAUGAAUCCAACCAACACAGUUUUCGAUGCCAAGCGUUUGAUUGGUCGGAGAUUCACCGAUCCAUCCGUUCAAGGCGACAUGAAAUUGUGGCCGUUCAAGGUCAUUGCUGGCCCCGGCGACAAACCCAUGAUUGUUGUAACCUACAAAGGUGAGGAGAAGCAAUUCGCUGCUGAGGAGAUCUCCUCCAUGGUGUUGACGAAGAUGCGUGAGAUUGCCGAGGCCUAUCUCGGAACGAACGUGAAGAAUGCAGUUGUCACGGUCCCUGCUUACUUCAAUGACUCUCAGCGUCAAGCAACCAAGGAUGCUGGCGUGAUUGCUGGGCUCAAUGUUAUGCGUAUCAUCAAUGAGCCCACUGCUGCUGCUAUUGCCUAUGGCCUUGAUAAGAAGGCGACCAGCUCGGGGGAGAAGAAUGUGUUGAUCUUUGAUCUCGGAGGUGGGACCUUUGAUGUCUCUCUUCUUACCAUUGAAGAGGGUAUCUUUGAAGUGAAAGCCACCGCUGGUGAUACCCACUUGGGAGGGGAGGAUUUCGACAACAGGAUGGUGAACCACUUUGUCCAGGAGUUCAAGAGGAAGCACAAGAAGGACAUCAGCGGAAACCCGAGAGCUCUGAGGAGACUGCGAACCGCUUGUGAGAGGGCCAAGAGGACACUCUCUUCCACCGCCCAGACCACCAUCGAGAUUGAUUCCCUCUACGAGGGGAUUGACUUCUACACAACCAUUACCCGCGCCCGAUUUGAGGAGUUGAACAUGGACUUGUUCAGAAAGUGCAUGGAGCCGGUCGAGAAAUGUCUGAGGGAUUCUAAGAUGGACAAGAGCACCGUCCACGAUGUAGUUCUUGUCGGUGGGUCGACCAGGAUUCCCAAGGUUCAGCAACUGCUGCAGGACUUCUUCAACGGGAAGGAGCUGUGCAAGAGCAUCAAUCCUGAUGAGGCCGUUGCUUAUGGAGCUGCUGUUCAGGCAGCGAUUUUGAGUGGCGAGGGCAAUGAGAAGGUGCAGGACCUUCUGUUGCUUGAUGUCACUCCUCUAUCUCUCGGGUUGGAGACUGCUGGUGGGGUGAUGACGGUCCUUAUUCCCAGGAACACAACUAUUCCGACCAAGAAGGAGCAGGUCUUCUCGACCUACUCCGACAAUCAGCCUGGAGUGCUGAUCCAGGUCUAUGAAGGUGAGAGGGCGAGGACGCGUGACAACAACUUGCUGGGCAAGUUUGAGCUCUCGGGCAUUCCUCCUGCUCCAAGGGGAGUUCCUCAGAUCAACGUGUGCUUCGACAUAGAUGCAAAUGGCAUUCUUAAUGUCUCUGCCGAGGACAAAACCACUGGCCAGAAGAACAAAAUUACCAUCACCAACGACAAGGGCAGGCUCUCCAAGGAGGAGAUCGAGAAUAUGGUCCAGGAGGCAGAGAAGUACAAGGCUGAAGAUGAGGAGCAUAAGAAGAAGAUCGAUGCCAAGAACGCACUGGAGAACUAUGCCUACAAUAUGAGGAACACCAUCAAGGACGAGAAGAUUGCUUCCAAGCUCCCUGCAGACGAUAAGAAGAAGAUCGAGGAUACCAUCGAGGGGGCCAUCCAGUGGCUAGAUGGAAACCAGCUGGCGGAAGCUGAUGAGUUUGAGGACAAGAUGAAGGAGCUGGAAAGCAUCUGUAACCCGAUCAUCGCCAAGAUGUACCAGGGAAGUGGCGGUGAUAUGGGUGGAGCUAUGGAUGAAGAUGGCCCCGCCGGCGGUGGAAGCAGCGGUGCGGGUCCUAAGAUUGAGGAGGUGGAUUAAGUGUGUUUUGAUUGGCUAUGACCUCUGGAGGGAGAAGAAGAUGGUGGGAUUUUAGUUUUCUAUUAUGUAAUCAUGCGAACUUCUCAUUUCCUGAUAUAUUUUUGAUGUAGAUUGGGUCCGUUAUGGCUAUCUAUGUUCAGCUCCGCUGAGGAAUGAAAAAGAAGGCCUUUUCCAUAACGUUUUCAAAUUUGACGAGAUGUUUCAUCUUC